AACUCCCUGCAUUCAUUGGGAGAGUUAGCUAACAGCACCAAACGAGCAUUUCCGACCUCUUCUAAUUAUACCAAAGUGAUUCGACCUGAUUGUUGUCUGACGCUGAACCUAUUGGGAAAUAACACUGUCUGAAACUAAUGAGAAGGACGACUGUAUUUUAAUAAGGUGUGUGCUUCUGCGUGCCCCAGCAGAGAUGAGUUACGCCAUGCAGCUGUUGAUUCACCAUGGGGAUUUCUGUCAUGGCCGCACGCUGCUCCCCCUGGGCCUCCGGUCCCUUCUCCGCACGCUGAGUUCUGGUCCCCGUGUGAGCCGCAGCCUUCGGGAGAGCUACCAGCUGCUACAGCUUGAGCUUCCAGAUGUGGGCGAGAGUAGCCCUGCGCAGGUGAAAGAAGCCUACCUACUCAUGGCCAAGCUGUACCAUCCAGACUCGGGCGCUGCUACGGCAGACGAGGCAAUGUUUGCGCGGGUAGAGGAGGCAUACCGCGCCGUGCUGGCGCACCAGUCCCAGCUUCAGAGCUGUGGGGGUUCGAUGGAAGAAGAGGAGGAGAAGGUGAAAGGUGUGGCUCCUCAGCACCGCAACUACCUGAGCUACGAGGGCGUGGGCUCUGGGACGCCUAGCCAGCGCGAGCGCCAAUACCGUCAAUUCCGAGUGGAUCGGGCGGUGGAGCAGGUCCUCGACUACCGCCAGAAGGAGCAUGAGACAGCGGCUGCAGCCGAGGGGGCGCUGGUGGAGAGGGACGUCCGCCAGCGCAGCCGGCAGAUCAAGGUCACACAGGCAGUGGAGAGGCUGGUGGAAGACCUCAUUCAGGAAUCCAUGUCCCGGGGAGACUUCCGCAACCUGAGUGGCGCCGGGAAGCCCAUCAACAAGUUUGAGCACAACCCGUAUGCCGACCCCAUGACCCACAACCUCAACCGCAUCCUCAUCGACAACGGCUACCAGCCACCCUGGAUUGUCACGCAACGCGACAUCCGAGAGGACAUCGCGCAGAUCCGAGAGAGACUGCUGCAGGGCCAGGCGCGGCUCGCCGACCCCAUGAACCCCAGGGAGCAUGCUCAGUGGCAGCAGCUGUGUGGGGUGGUGGCGGAUGACCUUAUGAAGCUCAAUAAAACGGUGGAUAACUUCAACCUGAUUGCGCCCAUGCUUACCAUGCAAAUGGUCCACUUCAGUUUGGAGCGUGAGAUCGACCGCGCAGAGAAAGCAGCCUUUCAAGGCAGACAGGAGAGCAAGAGGGAAAGAGUGAGGCAGUGGGAGGAGCAGAGAAGAGAAAGAGAAAGGGAGCGGGAGAAUAGAGAGAAGAUUAAAACACAUCAACACUCUUGGCAAGGCGGCCUGCUGGCAUGGAUGCAGAAUUUACUAAAAUGAGCAAUGGACCUUGAAGGCAAAAUUAGAUAAAAAGGAUAUUUCAAAUCAAACUUUUAUUUCUAAUCCAUUUACACAGGUGUCAACACACAGAGGUGUUGAAUCAUUUGUCUUAUGUCAUUUUCAGUGUUUUUGCUACAUUGGGUUGAUUACAGUAGCAUGUUAUAACACAGAAUAAUACAACAAGCCACUACUACAACACGGUUACUUGACCUUACUGUAACUCAACUGUGCUUUACAAUAAUGCUACACAGUGUCAGUGUCUGGACCUCAGGACACAAUGGUAAUGGUAUCGGACUACAAUAAUCCAUUUAAUGAAAUACUUUUAAUCUACGUUUAUAAGCUAAGCAAUUCUAAUUACAUUGAUUUGUUUCUUUGCUGAAUGAAGGAAUGAAAGUAUAGAAUACUCAAUGUUCGUUAUGAAUGAGCAGUUGACUGAAACUGCUCUGAACUCAAAUACGGGGAAACAGAAACCACUGAAGAUUUUUCCACACACUUCCAGUCAGAUGAAAAUCUCUUUAAAUAGGAGGUAAGCUUUUGGUCAGUCGACUGACCGAAUGCUAAGCUAUUAUGAGUGGAAGUGUGUGGUGACUUUUUCCAGUUUUGCAUUUUGCCUCCUGUAACUUCACUAAUCGAUAAUGGGUGUGCGGUAGAUUCUGCCUAUGAUUGCAUUACAAUAAAAGAGGUACUGUAACUCAA
This is a messenger RNA of Oncorhynchus kisutch (coho salmon), 2059 nucleotides long. It is a transcript of the gene dnajc28, whose product is annotated as DnaJ (Hsp40) homolog, subfamily C, member 28. The coding region runs from base 194 to 1363 and encodes 389 amino acids. The record is from RefSeq and is a predicted model, not a curated record. The transcript has 2 exons. Lineage: Eukaryota; Metazoa; Chordata; Actinopteri; Salmoniformes; Salmonidae.